AAAGAACACAGAUGUUCUUGUUUUAUGAAUCCGAUAUAAAAUGAUAACACGUUCACGUGUUCCCCAUCAAAAGAGUGUCUCAGUAAGUACAAUCUUCAAAUGUCUUUUGGUUUUGAUCAAACGUUCUAUUAAAUUCUCUUAGUCAUCUUUUCUAAUCUCUUUUCUAUUCAAUUUCACUUAAGAGAUUUAAAAAGUUUCUUCCUUUGAUAGAUCUCUCUAGCUAGAGUUUCCGUUAGGUUUUGUAUAAAAUAAAUAAAUAAAAUCAAGAAUCAAGAAGAAGCAGAAGAAGAAAUGGUGAGAACACCAUGUUGCAAAGAAGAAGGAAUAAAGAAAGGAGCAUGGACUCCUGAAGAGGAUCAGAAGCUUAUUGAUUAUCUUCAACUACAUGGUGAAGGUGGAUGGCGUACUCUCCCUGAAAAAGCUGGACUGAAGAGAUGUGGGAAGAGUUGUAGACUGAGAUGGGCUAACUAUCUAAGACCCGAUAUUAAGAGAGGAGAGUUUACUCCUGAAGAAGACAACACUAUUAUCAGGCUUCAUGCUCUUAAGGGUAACAAGUGGGCCGCAAUAGCAACAAGUUUGGCGGGACGAACAGACAACGAGAUUAAAAAUUAUUGGAACACGAAUCUCAAGAAACGCCUAAAACAAAAAGGUAUCGAUCCAAUCACUCACAAACCGAUUAAUCCUACCUCCCAAACCGGUUCAGAACCAAAAAUACAUAAACUCGGUUCAUCCGGUUCCGCGAGGCUUCUUAACCGCGUCGCAAGCAAAUACUCGACCGAUUCAAACCGGGAUUUACUAACCGGGAUCAUCAUAGGAAACUCCACAAUCAUCGCUGACGAGUCACAAAGCUCCGGUGACGUCGAUUUUCCGACCAAGAACAACACGUCGACAUCUCCCGGUUUCUCCGACAACUUUUCUUUCUCGGAUGAGUUCUUUAGCAACGAAGAGAUCUCUGAUAACGUUGGCCUUAUGGAAGAGUUAAAGGGUAUAUUAAGCUACGGCGGUGCCGACGCCGGAGAUAUCAAAGAUUCGCCUGAGGUUAACGUAAAUUAUGAAAUGGAUUUUCUUGAUUCUUGGAACGAAGAAGAUGAUUUAGAUUUGGACAAGUUUGUAAGUUCGUUAGAUUCCAAGAUUGGUGUCUUUGUCUGAUGAGUCUAAAGCAAAAUCAAUUACACGUUGGUUUACUACUUCUGUAAUAGAUUGAUGUAUCGUGCCAUAGGCCACGAGGCGGG
Eruca vesicaria subsp. sativa (arugula) is the source of this 1232-nucleotide messenger RNA. The record is from the annotation of a GenBank genome assembly. NCBI's taxonomy places the organism in Eukaryota, Viridiplantae, Streptophyta, Magnoliopsida, Brassicales, Brassicaceae.